Messenger RNA from Psammomys obesus (fat sand rat), 547 nucleotides. It is a transcript of the gene Pcp4, whose product is annotated as Purkinje cell protein 4. NCBI's taxonomy places the organism in Eukaryota, Metazoa, Chordata, Mammalia, Rodentia, Muridae. The record is from RefSeq and is a predicted model, not a curated record. The coding region runs from base 102 to 290 and encodes 62 amino acids. Gene Ontology annotation, cellular component: cytoplasm. The transcript is spliced from 3 exons. Gene Ontology annotation, molecular function: calmodulin binding; calcium ion binding.
GCAGCUCUUUUUAAGAGAAAAGCCAGGACCAGAGAAGCAGCCACCUCCGAGCAUUGCCUUCUGCGCUGUUCCGUGGGACCGAGCUGCGGAGUCGGGCCAACAUGAGUGAGAGACAAAGUGCUGGAGCAACCAACGGGAAAGACAAGACGUCGGGAGAUAAUGAUGGGCAGAAGAAAGUCCAAGAAGAGUUUGAUAUCGACAUGGACGCUCCAGAGACAGAGCGUGCGGCUGUGGCCAUUCAGUCUCAGUUCAGAAAAUUCCAGAAGAAAAAGGCCGGGUCACAGUCCUAGUGGGGAAGCUGUUGCCUGUUCCACCUGAAGACUCCACGUUCAACACCGCCCAUCAAGAAACGAAGAGAACAAUACCCUAGAGGAAGCCAUCCACACUCAGCCUCGCUGCUGCACACCUAAAAUGCAUGUCCAGAGCCCAUAGUAUUUAUGGCCGUAGAGGCAGGGUACACAGUGAAACUGUGAGUAGUGUAAUCUAUCUCCAUUACAUUUCCUCUGCAACUAUUUUCCCUGAUGUUGUAAUAAAAAGGAGGUUAGAU